CGAACCUGAAAGGCCUACCCUUAAAAUCAAACCAAACCAAACCCCUUUUCUCUCCCACGAAGCUUUGCAAACAAGAAGAAGAAAAGGAAAAGCUGAGUCGACGCGACCUUUCUCUUCUUAGCAGCAUUAUAAUUUAUAUAUAUAUAAACGAUCGCUCUCUCUUCGUCUCUUCGUUUCUUGCUUUCAUUCUAAAUUAAAGAAAAUUUCCAGAAAUUUCGCUGUUUUUGUUCAUCUGUAUAUGCGCGUGUAGAGAGAGCGUGAUUGUUUUCAAUUUGAUUUAUGGCUACUGGAGUUGAGUCGUCUUCGCCGGAGACGGAGAGGGUUGCGGUGGCGCUUGAUUUUCCGAUAAGUGAUGCGCUGUCGUUUAGUUCUCCGCCUAGAAUACCUAGAAGGCUUCGGAAAAGACUGUUGGAGGCUAGGACUCCAUGUACUGUUGAAGAAAUUGAAGCUAAACUUCGACAUGCCGAUCUUCGUAGACAGCAAUUCUAUGAGAAGUUAUCAAGCAAGGCAAGACCAAAGCCUAGAAGCCCAUCACGGUCUUCAUCUCAUGACGAAGACCUUGGCCAACGUCUUGAAGCCAAACUUCAAGCUGCAGAGCAGAAAAGGUUGGACAUUCUGGCAAAGGCCCAGAUGCGCCUUGCUAGGCUGGAUGAGUUGCGUCAGGCAGCAAAAAGUGGGGCAGAAAUGCGAUUUGCAAGAGAAAGAGAGAGGCUUGGUAUGAAAGUAGAAUUGCGGGUUCAGCAAGCAGAAGCAAAUAGAAUGCUUAUACUGAAGGCUAAUAGGCAAAGAAGGGCCAGCCAAAAGGAGAGAAUGUCCCAAUCAAUAUUGCGGCGAAUGGCUCGGGAAAGCAAAUACAAGGAGCGUGUGCGUGCUGCAAUUCACCAAAAGCGUACAGCUGCUGAGAGGAAGAGAAUGGGAUUGCUGGAAGCAGAAAAGAAGAGGGCAUGUGCUAGGGUGUUGCAAGUAAGGCGAGUGGCUAAAUCGGUCUCUCACCAACGCGAGAUUGAGAGACGGAGAAUGAGGGACCAUUUGGAAAAUCGGUUGCAAAGGGCAAAAAGGCAAAGAGCAGAAUAUUUGAGGCAGAGAGGAAGGCAACAAAAUUCUGUUCGAGUGAAUUGGAAUCGAAUGCACAAGCAGGCUGAUCUUCUAUCCAGAAAAUUAGCAAGGUGCUGGAGGCAGUUCCUUAGGUCUAGGAGAACUACCUUAGACUUGGCAAAAAAUUAUGAUGCCUUGAAAAUCCAUGAGAGUUCUGUCAAGCCAAUGCCAUUUGAACAGCUUGCUCGAUUGAUUGAAUCUGCUACUACCCUACAGACUGUUAAAGCUCUACUUGAUCGACUAGAAAGCCGCCUUAGAGUUUCCAGGGCUGUUGGUAGUAAUCAUUCAAUCAGUUUAGACAACAUCGAUCACCUUCUAAAAAGAGUAGCCACCCCAAGGAAACGGGUUUCUACUAGGAAUUCUGUGAGGAGCAGAGAGGCAAAGAAAGUAGGUGCUGUUAGGGAGGCAGCUAGAAGUCCAGCUAAAUCAUCAAGGUAUCCUGUGAGAGUAGUUCUUUGUGCCUACAUGAUUCUGGGUCAUCCAGAUGCUGUUUUGAGUGGUCAAGGGGACCGUGAGAUUUCUUUGGCCAAGUCUGCUGAAGAAUUUAUACGACAGUUUGAGUUGCUAAUAAGAAUUAUACUAGAUGGUCCCAUACAGAGUUCUGAUGAGGAAUCUGACUCCAUUUCACCAAAACGCUGUACCUUUAGGUCUCAGCUUGCAACAUUUGAUAAAGCAUGGUGCUCCUACUUGAAUUGCUUCGUUGUGUGGAAGGUUAAGGACGCCCAGUCAUUGGAGGAGGAUAUGGUGAGAGCUGCUUGCCAACUUGAGCUUUCUAUGAUUCAAAAAUGCAAGCUGACACCAGAAGGGGAUAGUGAUGCUCUUAGUCAUGAUAUGAAAGCUAUUCAGAAACAGGUUACUGAAGAUCAAAAGCUUUUGAGGGAAAAGAUACAACACCUGAGUGGAGAUGCUGGGAUUGAGCGUAUGGAACAUGCUCUAUCAGAAACACGAUCUAAAUACUUUGAAGCAAAGGAAAAUGGAAGUCCAGUUGGGUCACCAAUCACACACUUCCUUUCUCCUGUCACAUCUAGCUCCCUUGUUGGUCCUUCUGUUGGUAGCUCAGCUUGCACAAGUGAUAUGGUUGAGAGUAUUGAGAGGCCAAACCAUGUAGUUCGCUCCUUGUUCAGAGACAAAGAUGCUUCCCAACCCAAAGGAUUUAGUUCCCCUGCAAUUAUCAGCAGCCAUUUUGAUGGUCAGUUGGGUUCUUCUGUUGACAAGUUUAUAUCAGAGAAUGAAUUGAUUGUAAAUGAGUUUCUCCAUGAGCGACAUCAUAGCAUUGUUGAUGUCCUCAAUACUGACAAAGAAAACAUUAUCAAGGCAAAAAUAAGAGAGACAAUGGAGGCUGCCUUUUGGGAUGGUGUCAUGGAAUCCAUCAAACAGGAUGAGCCAUGCUAUGAUCGGGUUGUUGAACUUGUGAGGGAGGUGAGGGAUGGAAUUAGUGAGAUGGCUCCAGAAAGCUGGAAACAACAGAUUGAUGAAGCUAUUGAUCUAGAUAUUCUCUCUCAGGUGUUAAAGUCAGGUACACUGGACAUUGAUUAUCUUGGAAAGAUUCUAGAGUUUGCAUUCGGUACUUUGCAAAAGUUUUCCUCUCCAGCCCAUGAGGAGGAAAUGAAAGUUACUUAUCAGAAAUUAUUGAAAGAGUUGGCUGAGACAUGUGAAACCCGAGUUGAGUCAUCGUGUUCCCAUGCGCUUGCAAUGAUCAAGGGUGUGCGCUUUGUAUUAGAGCAUAUUCAGGCUCUUAAGCAAGAGAUAAGCAAAGCACGUAUAAAAAUGAUGGAGCCUUUGUUGAAGGGACCUGCUGGUUUGGAUUACCUGAGAAAAGCUUUUGCCAACCAUUACGGAUCUCACUCUGUUGCACGUACUUCUCUGCCUUUGACCAUGCAGUGGCUUUCAUCUGUGAGGAAUUGCAAAGACCAGGAGUGGGAAGAGCAUACCAACUUCCUCUCGGCUUUGAUAAACCAUGGAAGUUCAUCUCAGGAGUUUCUUCCUUCCACUACGCUUAGAACUGGUGCAAGCUUUAUGCUCAAAACAAAAGGAAGUGGAACUGCUGCUACUUCAUCUGCCUCAAAUACCACAGGUGGUCAGAAAACAGAACCGGAAUGCAAUGGUGAAAGAAUUGAUUUGUUGGUGAGGCUUGGAUUGUUGAAGUUAGCAAGUGGGGUUUCUGGCCUAACACAAGAAGUUCUGCCUGAAACCUUCAUGCUUAACCUGCCUCGUUUAAGAGCUGCCCAGGCUCAAAUCCAGCAGAUCAUAGUAAUAUCAACUAGCCUUCUUGUUUGCCGGCAAACACUCAUGAUGGAGCAAGUAGUAGCCAGUGGUGCAGACGUGGAAGGCAUAUUAUUGACGUGCACCAAGCAAUUGCUGGAGCUCUUAGAUAAUGUUGACGAUGUAGGUAUUGAGCAGAUUGUAGAGAUAAUAAGUGGGUUCUCACAAGGUGACAGGGCAGCAGACCCUGAGAAACUUCAAUCAAGGAAGCUUGUCAUGGCUAGGAUGUUAGCGAAGAGCUUGCAAGCUGGGGACCCUAUUUUUGAAAAGGUCUCCCAUGCUGUUUAUUUGGCCAUAAGAGGAAUUGUACUAGGUGGCAGUGGGCCUCGGGGAAGAAAACUAGCAGAAAUGGCACUCCGGCAAGCUGGGGCUGUCAUGCUGGCUGAAAGGGUAGUGGAAACGGCUGAAAUAUUGGUGGUGGCAGCCACUGUGUCUGUUACUGUACAUGGGCCAUGGUAUGUAGAUCUGGUUGAUAACAUGUGAUGGAAUUAGUGGUAGAGAAUAAUAAAACGCCUGUAAAUAGUAGAUUGUGCGUGUAUGUGUGCAAAGGGCGUCUGUAAAUGGAAAAUAAUACUUGAUUGUAAACAUUCUUCAUUGAUUGUAAUGUAUGAUUCUUUGACGUAGUGUAACAGUUGUAAAUAGUA
Molecule: messenger RNA, 4001 nt
Organism: Hevea brasiliensis (rubber tree)
Lineage: Eukaryota; Viridiplantae; Streptophyta; Magnoliopsida; Malpighiales; Euphorbiaceae
Exons: 11
Coding region: 280-3840 (1186 amino acids)
Biological process (GO): signal transduction
Source: RefSeq, a predicted model, not a curated record